CUGGGGCGGGGAAGGAGCUGAAGAGGGAGGGUGGUGGGACGAAAGGUUGGAAGACCUCUGCAAGACCGCGGGACCUGGGCAGCACCGACGCGCCUGGGGGACAGCCGAUACACGGGCGCGCUACCCGGGAGCGCGACAGUUUCCUUGCGCUGGCGGAGACCGCGUGCGGGAUUCAUCCCAUGGCCCGGAGUCGGAACUACGAUCCCUGGGGGGCUCCCGGGAUUUGCUCCCUUCUUGGUGCUUUGUUUGCUGGACUGCUCUUCCCACGCGCUGUCGCCUUCAAUCUGGACGUGAUGAGCGCCCUGCGCAAGGAGGGUGAGCCAGGCAGCCUCUUCGGUUUCUCUGUGGCACUGCACCGGCAGUUACAGCCCCAGCCACAGAGCUGGCUGCUGGUGGGUGCUCCCCAGGCCCUGGCUCUUCCUGGACAGCAGGCGAAUCGCACUGGAGGCCUCUUUGCUUGUCCUCUGAGCUUGGAAGUGACUGACUGCUACAGAGUGGACAUUGACCAGGGAGCUGAUGUGCAAAAGGAGAGCAAGGAGAACCAGUGGCUGGGAGUCAGUGUGCGGAGCCAGGGACCUGGGGGCAAGAUUGUUACGUGUGCACAUCGAUAUGAAUCAAGGCAGCGAGUGGACCAGAUCCUGGAGACACGGGAUGUGAUUGGUCGCUGCUUUGUGUUAAGCCAGGACCUGGCCAUCCGAGAUCAGCUGGAUGGUGGGGAAUGGAAGUUCUGUGAGGGGCGCCCCCAGAGCCAUGAACAGUUUGGCUUUUGCCAGCAGGGCACGGCUGCUGCCUUCACCCCUGACAGCCAUUACCUCCUCUUUGGGGCUCCAGGAACCUAUAACUGGAAGGGCACAGCCAGGGUGGAGCUCUGUGUGCAGGGCUCGCCGGACCUGGCCCACCUGGACGACGGGCCCUACGAGGCGGGGGGCGAGAAGGACCAAGACCCCCGCCUCAUCCCGGUCCCUGCCAACAGCUACUUUGGGUUGCUUUUUAUGACCAACAUUGAUAGCUCAGACCCUGACCAGCUGGUGUAUAAAACUUUGGACCCUGCUGACCGGCUCCCGGGACCAGCCGGAGACUUGUCCCUGAAUAGCUACUUAGGUUUCUCCAUUGACUCUGGGAAGGGUCUGGUGCGUGCAGAUGAGCUGAGCUUUGUGGCAGGGGCCCCCCGUGCCAACCACAAGGGUGCUGUGGUCAUUCUGCGCAAGGACAGUGCCAGUCGCCUGGUGCCUGAAGUUGUGCUUUCAGGAGAGCUUCUGACCUCUGGCUUUGGCUACUCACUGGCUGUGGCUGAUCUCAACAAUGAUGGCUGGUCAGACCUGAUAGUUGGUGCACCCUACUACUUUGAGCGCCAAGAAGAGCUGGGUGGUGCCGUGUAUUUGUACAUAAACCAGGGCGGUCAUUGGGAAAGAGUCUCACCACUCCGGCUCUGUGGCUCUCCUGACUCCAUGUUUGGGAUCAGCCUGGCUGUCCUGGGGGACCUCAACCAAGAUGGCUUCCCAGACAUUGCUGUGGGAGCUCCUUUUGAUGGAGAUGGGAAAGUCUUUAUCUACCAUGGGAGCAGCCUGGGAGUCGUCAUCAAACCUUCACAGGUGCUGGAGGGUGAGGCUGUGGGCAUCAAGAGCUUUGGCUAUUCUCUGUCCGGUGGCCUGGAUGUGGAUGAAAACCAUUACCCAGACCUGCUGGUGGGUUCCCUCACCGAUACUGUGGUGCUCUUCCGGGCCAGACCUGUCCUCCAUGUCUCCCAUGAGGUCUUCAUUGCCCCACGGGUCAUCGAUCUAGAGCAACCCAACUGUGCUGGUGGCCACUCUGUCUGUGUGGACCUAAGGAUUUGUUUCAGCUAUACUGCAGUCCCCAGCAGCUACAGCCCUAUUGUGGCUUUAGAUUACGUGCUAGAUGGGGACACAGACAGGAGGCUCAGGGGACAGGUUCCCCGUGUGACUUUCUUGAACCAUGGCCCAGAUGACCCCAAACACCAGGCCUCAGGGACUGUGUGGCUCAAGCAUCAGCAUGACCGAGUCUGUGGAGACUCCAUGUUCCAGCUGCAGGAGAAUGUCAAAGACAAGCUUCGGGCCAUUGUGGUGACCUUGUCCUAUAGUCUCCGGAACCCUCGGCUCCGGCGACAGGCUCCUGGCCAGGGGGUACCCCCGGUGGCCCCCAUCCUUAAUGCCCAUCAGCCCAGCACUCAGCGGGCAGAGAUCCACUUCCUAAAGCAAGGCUGUGGUGAAGACAAGAUCUGUCAGAGCAAUCUGCAGCUGGUACAUGCCCGCUUCUGUGCCCGGGUCAGCGACACAGAGUUCUCACCUAUGCCCAUGGAUGUGGAUGGGAUGACGACCCUGUUUGCACUGAGUGGGCAGCCAGUCAUUGGCUUGGAGCUGACUGUCACCAACCUGCCCUCGGACCCAGCCCGGCCCCAGGCUGAUGGGGACGAUGCCCACGAAGCCCAGCUCUUGGUCACCCUUCCUGACUCACUGCACUACUCAGGAGUCCGGGCGUUGGACUCUGGGGAGAAGCCACUGUGCCUGUCCAAUGAGAAUGCCUCCCAUGUUGAGUGUGAGCUGGGGAACCCUAUGAAGAGAGGUGCCCAGAUCACUUUCUACCUCAUCCUCAGCACCUCUGGAAUCACCAUUGAGACCACAGAGUUAGAGGUGGAGCUGCUGUUGACCACGAUCAGUGAGCAGGAGCUGCAUCCAGCCUUUGUUCGAGCCCGUGUCUUCAUUGAGCUGCCGCUGUCUGUGACAGGGGUGGCCAUACCUCAGCAGCUUUUCUUCUCUGGUGUGGUGAGGGGCGAGAGUGCCAUGCGGUCUGAGCGGGAUGUGGGCAGCAAGGUCAAGUAUGAGGUCACGGUGUCCAACCAAGGCCAAUCACUCAACACCUUGGGCUCUGCCUUCCUUAACAUCAUGUGGCCCCAUGAGAUCGCCAAUGGGAAGUGGCUGCUGUACCCCAUGCGGGUGGAGUUGGAGGGUGGGCAGGGCCCCGGGCAGAAGGGGCUCUGUUCUCCCAGGCCCAACACCCUCCAGCUGGAUGUGGACAACAGGGAUAGGAGGCGCCGAGAGCUGGAGCAGCCGGAGCAGCAGGAGUCUUAUGAGCAGCAGGAGCCCAGCACAUCCUGGUGGCCAGUGUCCUACGCUGAGAAGAAGAGGAACAUCACCCUGGACUGCGCCCAGGGUACAGCCAAAUGUGUGGUGUUCAGCUGCCCACUCUACAGCUUUGACCGCGCAGCUGUGCUGCACGUCUGGGGCCGUCUCUGGAACAGCACGUUUCUGGAGGAGUACUCAGCUGUGAAGUCCCUGGAAGUGAUUGUGCGAGCCAAUAUCACGGUGAAGUCCUCCAUCAAGAACUUGGUGCUGAGAGAUGCUUCCAUGGUGAUCCCAGUGAUGGUGUACUUGGACCCCAUGGCUGUGGUGGCGAAAGGGAUCCCAUGGUGGGUCAUCCUGCUGGCUGUGCUGGCCGGGCUACUGGUGCUGGCGCUGUUGGUGCUGCUGCUAUGGAAGAUGGGAUUCUUCAAGCGAGCGAAGCACCCGGAGGCCAGUGUGCCCCAAUACCACGCGGUGAAGAUCCCUCGGGAAGAUCGACAGCAGUUUAAGGAGGAGAAAACAGGCACCAUCUUGAGGAACAACUGGAGCAGCCCCCGGCGGGAGGCCCCAGAUGCACACCCCAUCCUGGCUGCUGAUGGGCACCCUGAGCUGGGCCCUGAUGGGCAUCCUGUGCCGAGCACGGCCUAGCUUCCUUCUCUAGCCUGGUCCAUAGUCCCCUCCACCUCUUCCUGAGAUGGUGUCUUAGGAUAGAGAGGGUUGAAUGAGUUUCUGGCAUCAUAUCAACACUAGGCAGGGUCUGCUUCUCAGGGGCACAGCCCUUUCCCAGUCGCGAGAAUCCCCAGACUUCCCCAUCAAAUGCUGUGAGAUUAGUGGGGUGAAUCAGGCAUGAGGAGGUGAGGUGAACAGGGAUGUCCUGGAGAGAAGGGAACCUGGCUCCUCCUCUCCUAUUCACCCUGUGUAACCUGUCUCCCUCAAAGUGCCUUAGCCAGAGGGCCAGGGAGGAGAUCGUGUCACUGACUCAGGGGCUUCUCCCUUCCUAGGUCCCCUCUCCUCUGACCUUAGUUUGCCACGUCAGUCUAGUGGGUUUUGUCUAUUUAUUAAAAAAUAUUUGAGGACAAAA
Molecule: messenger RNA, 4158 nt
Organism: Cavia porcellus (domestic guinea pig)
Lineage: Eukaryota; Metazoa; Chordata; Mammalia; Rodentia; Caviidae
Gene: Itga7
Product: integrin subunit alpha 7
Exons: 26
Coding region: 180-3725 (1181 amino acids)
Biological process (GO): cell-matrix adhesion; leukocyte migration; cell-cell adhesion
Cellular component (GO): integrin complex; external side of plasma membrane
Molecular function (GO): integrin binding
Source: RefSeq, a predicted model, not a curated record